Molecule: messenger RNA, 1465 nt
Organism: Lineus longissimus
Lineage: Eukaryota; Metazoa; Nemertea; Pilidiophora; Heteronemertea; Lineidae
Exons: 4
Coding region: 1-1059 (352 amino acids)
Biological process (GO): regulation of mitochondrial transcription
Cellular component (GO): mitochondrion
Molecular function (GO): RNA binding
Source: RefSeq, a predicted model, not a curated record
AUGGUGGUCACGAAACAAACUUUCAUAUUUUGCAGCCAAAAACUGCCAAUUUCCAUCAAAUAUUCGUCAUUUUUGCCUGUCAGACGCAGGUUAUAUAGCAGCAUUAUAUCAUACCAUGUAACUAAACCGAAACAACUUGUAUCCAAAUAUCAGGUGUUGAAAAAAAGUACAUUUUGUACUGAUGAUGGCCUUCAACCCGCGUACAACAACAAAUGUACACCAGGUCCAGGGACAGGGAGUUCGUGUAACGUUACAUCCAUCAGACAGCAGUGUGCUUUUUCCAGUGGCUGCUUAUCUAUUCACCAUCCCAACGAGAAAAGUUACAAGUUUGUCAGUGCUGACCGAAAUAGGUUUCCAGUUCCACUCAAAUUUAAUCAAAAUACAGAUGUGAAUACUUCGAACCUCUUUUUAGACAAAUCCAACUUAAAGUUCAAGGACAUAAGAGAACACUGCUUGAUUGUUUUGGGUCAGCAUGUUCGCAGAUACAGCACUGUCGUUCUGUGCAGUGCAAGCAUAUCUUGCGGUGGUGCUGCCUCGUCUCUUCUCCAAGGUGAUGCUUCACUAAAUCUGGAUGUUCCAAGGAGGCACAAGGCAAGAUCAAAACAAGGCAAAGUGAAGAAGGGAGAAAAAAAUCAAGAUGAGGAAGAUGAAGACGAAGAGGAAGAAGAGGAAGAAGAAGGGGACGAAGAUUCUGACACUGAAGCUGAUGAUGAAUAUCUACAAGAAGAUAACAAGUUCAGCCCCAAAUUCAAAGAUGUCACUACACACAUCAAGUCAUUGAGAGUUGAUGCCGUGGUUGGUGCAGGCUUGAACAUAUCAAGGAGUAAAGUUGAGGAUCAAUUCUUGGGGAGCAAACUUCGGCUGAAUGGAGAAAAGUUGCUGAAAAAAGGUGUUAAGAUGGAAUCUGGUGAUAUAGCUGACCUUGUGGUGAGUCAUGUUGAUGGGAAUAUGGAUGUGAAACGAGUACGCUUGGUUUCAGUAGAUGAUGGCAAGACAAGAAAGGACCGGAUUAAGGUGAAGAUACGAGCGUGGAGAGGCACUGUCACCAUUGAAGAGUAGGAUUACACCUAUCACAUCGUCUCAAGUUGAAAACUAAAGUUGUUGUAGCACAAAUCAUUUUGGGCCAGCACCGAUGCAUGACCCUCAAAGGAGGUGGAUAGGAGUGACUGCAGCCGGCAAUGAGGAAUAUUGCACAAAUGAAGGAGGAUACUCAGCUUGGUGUUUUGAAACAAGGAGAGCUAUUAAUCUUUGUUGAUUUUUGUCUUUGAUACUCGAGAUAUCCGUGGAGUUAGUUUGCCAAGUCAAUUGGUCUUUAUGUGCCCUGUGGGCAUAACAUGUAACUGGACUGGAAACCACCUUAGCAACAUCGGGCAAGUCCCUGCAAAAUAAAGUGAUUUAUUCAAUGUAUGUGGAAUGUUUUCAAAAUAAAAGGUACACGAAAAUAAAAAGUUUAUAAAUGAUCUGA